Molecule: messenger RNA, 2604 nt
Organism: Echinococcus granulosus
Lineage: Eukaryota; Metazoa; Platyhelminthes; Cestoda; Cyclophyllidea; Taeniidae
Exons: 14
Coding region: 1-2604 (867 amino acids)
Source: RefSeq, a predicted model, not a curated record
AUGUGGGUCUUGCUCUCCCGACACAAGUUUACGGAGGCUGCUGAACUUAUGGUUUAUGCUAUUCACAAUUAUACUCUAUCGCCUUCUUGGAUUUGGCGUGCUACCUAUCAGAUUUUCAACUGUAUGAAGGCCUCCAUAUCUUCGGAAAAAUUCAACAAGGUACUUAAUCAAUUUCAUAUGACAGAUGAGAAUAAUCGAAAUUUGGAAACUCUUCUCUCUCAAAUGGUGGGGGGAAAUUGGAAAGCCGCCAUACAUAGCAGGUUGGACAAUAAUCCCUCUAGACGACUACAAUCAACGGAUCGCUGCCGAGAGCCUGAAAGUCUACAUGUUCAACGGUUACAUCGGUUGUAUGAGGGUCUUGCUUACUUUGCUCUCUGGUUUCUUAACCGGGAACGUCCAGCUGGAUCAAAAUAUCUAGAAAAAGCGGAAUACAGACUAUCUGAAGUCGAGGCAUUAAUAGAGUUUGGACAUAUUGGUGAUGUUUUUCUUCUACCCUUGGUUCAGAUUCACUUCGAUAAAGAUUGCGCAGAAGAUAUCCUCCCCUUGCUGGAGAAGUACGCCUCUCUUCAACCCCAUAAUCCAAACACUGAUCGAUUUCUCGCCGAGUGGUACCUCUAUGCGGCCAUCGGUCACACCGUUCUUCCUCGCGACCCCAACGAAUUCCGCAGGAUUGUUACAAAGUCACUCACUCUUCAUGGCGUGUCUAUUCCACCCCUCCUCAAACAUCUUGUCGCCUUUUCUCUUCGUCUGCUCCCCACUCCUGCUUCGUCAGAUUCGGCUAGAGGGGACGGAAACUGGUACUUUAUUAUCGCGGAUAUUUGUCGGGCCUCUGGUUUCUUUACACAAGCUUUGGAAAUCGCUUUCAAGUUGUUGGACCAUCCCUCUUGGUGCAAGUUUGAUCAGCCUUGGCUAUUGUUGCAGACCUGCGUCCAAAAACUCGGUGCCACCAGUGAUUUUGUAUCGAAAAUGUGGACGCCGCGAGCUGCGACCUGGAAACACUACAUAUUUAGUCAUCCGGAUCUAUCACCUGAAGGAGUUUCUGCGAAUAAGCUUCUCAAGAGUGUUCCACUUCUGGAAGCAGAACCGGGCUCAACAAACCCAGAAGAAUUGCCCCAGUUCAAGGAGUUCCAGCAACUUCAUUGUCAGCUGAAAGCUGCACAGCAGGAAGCUCUUGAAGAACUUCAAGCUUGCUCACCUUGUGGUCAUUUAGUUCUGCCUAUUGAUUUGGAGGAAUCCUUCAUCCGACGUAUCUACCAGGAACAACUGUCUCGUGUUUUAGACGGAGUUUAUAAGCCCGUUAACAGUUCCAAAUUCGGGAUUGGAAGGUCUUCGACAACAAAGUUGGCACAUCUCAUAUCGUUUGGGGAAGACUGUGCACUUGACAUAUUUUCACUGAACCAGAGAAUUCUCCCGAGAUCGAUGAGUACGGAUUCAGUGGUGAGGGAAAAGUCUGUGUUGAGUGAACCUUCUGGCAGGAAUAGUUCCAAUUUUGAUGACGAAAUGGAAGGUGCACUAACUAUUGAUCCUGUUGUUACUCAAUAUGUUGGAAAAUGUUCAUCAAAUUCCAAUUCCAGCCCAUCAUUAAAAGAUCUGCGAUCAGUUCUCGAAUGCUGUCAUGUCGUGGAGAAUGGCCAAAACUCCAGUGAUAUGGAUGUUCUUCCAGAACCUGCUUCUCCCGAACCACUGACAGCUCCCACCUGUUCUCCUCCUCUUCUUCCCUGUCCUUCAUCGCCCCAACCUGUUAUCCCAUUUACCCCCCUUGCGACGACGCAGGCCAUGCCAGGGGACAACCGACGUUGGAACCUCUUCAAACUUGGCCAGCUAAAGAUUCUAGUCUCCUCGUGUGGUGUUCAGCUAUCGCCCGAGUCGUGUGCAUUCGCUAAGGGCUGUCUCUUCUGGCCAAAGUGUUCUGAACUCUGGUCAGACAUGUCAAAGUCAGAUAUUAAGAUAGUCCAUCUAGAAGUUAGACCGGAAUAUCUUCAACCAUGGGGUUGCGAACAACUGACAGAAGAUGAGAUAUUCUUUUCCUGUCUUGGAGCUCAACUUUCCUCACCGCAGUCGCCGACUAUUCUGCGAUUGCGUGUGGAAGCUUCUACAGGUAGAGUGAUCUUAGCAGAGGUUCAAACUCUGGAUCAGCUACUUCAAUCGAACCCUGAGUUCCGAUUUAAGACACAUUUAGCUGACCUUGUGAAUGUGCUUUCGCCUCUAAUUCGUACGCCUGCUACAUCCAUCGUCAAUUUAAGUCGUUGCGCAACUGAGAUUUUUCACAACACAAGCCUUGACUUCACCUCCACCUCCAAUCCGUCUUCUGAUCGUGGGGCAACUUGGCGAUGGGUCAAACGCCAGCCUCUUGACCUCUCCAUUCCCAGUGGGGUGGAUGACGACAACCUCCUCAUUCCUGCCAUCGACACGGGAUUCUCUGGAGCCAUGGAAUCUCCAUCUUCGCAGGUAACGAUUUCCGUCACUCCCGCAAUCGGGAAGUCACCGAGGAAGAGACCAUCACCACCGGACACGCCCCUCAAGACGAAUGGGAAUAGUUCAUCCAGCAUGAUGGCACAGGAAAGCUUGUCCAAUAUGCGGCGUUCUCGGCGUUCUAAGAGAUGA